AUGGCUGCAGCAAAGUACUCCCGCCGUCCCAGCUACCUGGAAGGCCCAUUGUCUCCUUCGAUCAUUCCCGAUCUAGCUAUCCUGCCUCAACCCCUCCCUGCCAACACGGUCUCGUGUGGACAGUUGGUCUCCAAAUCAUCCAAGCAUACACCCAAAACACUAGAAGACCGUGACUACGACGAUGUAGGCACGCGAUGGUACGCGUACAAGGAUGUAAUCUUCUUCAACUCGGAGAACGGUCACUUCGUUGAGAGCUUUGGUGGCGCCCACCUAGUACAGAAGCCGCUUGACAAGGGCACCGAAGCUGGCACCAUCGAGGCGGAGGAGCAAAGUGUGCGAAUGCUGAAAGAUGCCGAAGCCGCUCUGAAGAAGGUCUGGCAGGACGAAGAAGCCAAGAAGUGGAUCAAGGAGCAAGACGAAGCCGGCUUUGUAGUCGCUCAUCGCCAGGUUGCCAACGCAAGCUACAGGCGCGCUAGGCUCGUUGAUGUUGGCAACAACAACUGGGAAGUUGUGCGUGAGAUAGGCGGCGAGGACGCCUCGGGCAAGCGGAGGGACUCUGGUCUACCCAUUGAUACCAACAGCAAGUGGGAUGUUGUGGGCGUUGUCGUCAGAAAGAUCAUCGUAGAUGGUGACGAUGUCAAGCUUGGUGAGGAAAUGGGUGCUCAGUACUGCAGCAGCUGA
Bipolaris victoriae FI3 is the source of this 681-nucleotide messenger RNA. RefSeq lists its product as hypothetical. The record is from RefSeq and is a predicted model, not a curated record. The transcript has 2 exons. Lineage: Eukaryota; Fungi; Ascomycota; Dothideomycetes; Pleosporales; Pleosporaceae. Bases 1 to 681 code for a protein of 226 amino acids.